GGUUGGAAAACACUGCCGUAAAGGCAGCGGUGACGUACUUCCGGUGCGUGUUGCGGGUUUCCGCAUAGCGGGGCGAGCGUGUCGGAGUGUUUUUGUUCUGGGUCCGGGCGGCCCCGCCCCUCGCAGUGUGGCGCGUUACUGACGCCCGUGACGCCUUUCCACGUCGCAGUCGAUCCCAACUGACGAGCGAGCUGCGUAUGUCUGCGUGUCUCCAGCUAGGCUAGUCAGGGAGUGAUGGCGGCGCCCGUCCUCAGAGUGUCCACCCCGCGGUGGGAGAGAAUAGCACGGUUAGUAGUGUGCCUGCUGGGCAUGCUGUUGUCUCUUUAUGCCUUUCACGUCGAGAGGGAAAAGGCCCAGGACCCCAGUUAUCGGGCUCUGUGCGACGUCAGCAGCGCCAUCAGCUGUUCCAAAGUCUUCAGCUCAAGGUGGGGUCGAGGAUUUGGACUCCUGGGCUCAAUUUUUGGAAAUGACAGUGCACUGAACCAACCAAACAGUGUCUAUGGAAUUGGCUUUUAUGCUUUUCAACUCCUACUAGGAAUGACUGUAAGUGCAAUGGCUGCCCUCAUUCUCAUGAUGACGUCCAUCUUGUCGGUAGUGGGCUCGCUCUACUUGGGCUACAUCCUUUACUUUGUCCUUAAGGACCUGUGCGUCAUCUGCAUCACCACGUACGUGCUGAACGUCAUCCUCUUUAUCCUCAACUACAAACGACUGGUUUACUUGAACGAGGCCUGGAAGCAGCAACUGCAGGCCAAGGAGGACUAAAAGCUGUGCAGGAAAAUGUGAUACAAACCGAUAGAAAUGUGACUGACUGAACAUUUGACUUUGCCACCAGGAGACAUUGCUUCCAAACCAUGUUCAUCCUGCUGUUUUCCAAAAAAAAAAAAAAAAAAAAAAAAAAAGGACAUCUAACACAAAACCAUACUGUUGAUUGGAUACACCAAGGAUUUGUUUUACUUUCACCUCAUCCUAAAUUGUUCUGGUGACUAAAAGAAAGAGGCGGAGGGCCUCAACGCAACACAAUGGAGGACCGGAAAGAAGGAUCCAAGAGAAGCCACCUCGAAGCAGUAAGCUGGCGGAUUCCAAAAAUGAGAAAACACCCUAAGAAAGUCCUGUGUGGUUUUUGAAGGGAACAAAACGAUCAACAAUGAUUUUUUUUUCUUCAUGUUUAAACUUUCUAGUUAGCUUUUUGUUGUUUUCUUAAGAGGACCACUAAAGAUGAACGUGAGCUCUCAUCGUGGUUGUGUAGGUCGGUCAGAUAGUUUGUUUUUCCAAUUCUGUAAAUAGCCGGUGAGCAAUAUUUCAGGCUUGAUCGAUUGACAAAACGUGGAACAAAACUAGGUCACAAUUGGUGGAUGUCCUGUUUGCUUCAUUUGAAGCCACGAACUUGCAACAAAGCGCCAUCACUUCUGUUACCGAGUGUUCAACAUAAAGACUUACGUGCCUAAAGCAUCGCUCAUUUUGACUCCACCUGACUUUCCUGUCAAAGCUUUAUUUUUUAGGAUCACAGUUUUGUAUUGUCAGAUUAGUGUUUGUCCCUCCUCCAGUCUCACAUGGUAGCAAAGGCGGCUACACUGUGAUUAUGUGUACACUCCACCCUCAUUAAACAGUAAUGGUGAUGCUGCCAGGCGGAGUUACGCUUCAUUCGCAGUACAAAAACGCGGGGAAUGUUUUUGGGACGCUUGCGUUUGGCGUCUUGGAACAGCACGUAGAGCCAUACAGAGCCAGUUAGGUUUGGAUUCCAGUUAAGGUAAUCAUUGACAAAGAGAACAGGUGGUACAUUUCUAGAGAUUGCAAGGGCCACACUGACAAGAACAAUGAUGAACGUGUUACAAGAUUAAAUGUGAUGGGGAAACUUAGGGAGCCACGGGUACAAAAUUGAACGGUACGCACCACUGUUUUUUUAUACAGACUGCGCGUGUUCGAUUCCCAGCCAGAGCACCAACACCCAGCUAUUUGAGUCGUCCAGUGCCAGUUGCAACACUCCCGAUUGAAAAAAAAAAAAAGAAAAAGGCCAAAAAAAUAAUUCGAGUGAGGAAAAGCCAAAAACCAGUUAGAAAAUCUUAAUUUAAGGAAAAAUAAAGUCGUAGUAUCACAAGUGUAAACAUUCAUGUGUCUUCAUCGUGUAAUGAAAUGUGGCAGAAAUGGGAUUAUCCUCAUUUUCAUGAUGGGCCACAUCGCAGUCACAGACACCCUUCAAGGGCCACAUCAUGAUACUGAUCAGUCACUACAGGACUUUGCCAUGUUACGAUUGUGCCAAUUCAACACAAUUGCAGAGAAUUAUGCGCAGCCGCACAACUUUGUCUAAAAUCUGUACUGGAAUGAUACCACAACUGUCUAACCGAUCAACUAAUAAUUUUGCGCAACUUUUUUGAAAAUGCAGCAAAAAUCAGGCAUCUGGGUCGGAACAGUCACACUCCAAAAAACCCUGGAGGGCGUGAUUAUUACACAACGGCCGCUUCAUUUGAUUAUUAGGCUUCACACAAGAAACUGAUUUGCAAUCAGUAGCAAAGUGAAAAGCAGGCAUUUAGGUUCAGCUACUGUAGAAUUUAAUUUGAAGAGUUUCGAUGAAAAAAAUAAAGCAAAUGAUUCAUUUAAAAUCUAUUUGCACACAUUAAAAAGCUUUUCGUUAAAAUCUCAAUACCGUAUAAUAAACAAGAAUGUCGAAAUGCCUUAUUGACACACAUUCUUUCCAGGCUUUUGCCGGCCAAAUUCAUUGCCGUGGCCUUGAGUUUGACACCUGUAUUGUAUUACAACCGUUACAAAAUAUUUUGGCUUUCCUGAUUGGCUGGCGACCCGUCCGGGGUCUACCUCGCCUUUCACCCAAAGUUAGCUGUGAUAGUUUCCAGCGUACCUGUGACCAAAUGAGGACAAGUGGAUGUAAUAACAUGCAUUCCUUUUGGGCGAGAGGCAGUGUUCAUUGUCAUAAUAUUUCAACUUUUUUAAGUUAAUAUUUUUUUGUCUUAAAGUAAGGUAUUUAUUAAAAAAUAUGAUUAGUGUCAAAAUCAGACUUAAAUUAAGGCAUAUUAAAUUACAUUCAAUUUCAUGUACGGUAAUAUUUUUUUUCUUGAACUAUGACUAUAAUUUUCCUUUUUCCAGUAUGUCCUCAAUACUCCUUGGUACAUUUUUAACUCACACACCAACUCCAAACCAUACAGUCGGUCACAGGACAAUAUCAGUACACUGAAGAAGUUCUGUCUCGUAUAUUCAUGUGACACAUAUAAAACGUCGAAGGUCAACACCCCAAAAAUACUGUAGAAUUUAAGCAUGCUCUGAGCGCAGUUUUGCAAAGGGAUGGAUCGAUAGUUAGAAAAGUAUUUUCAGUAAUGUGCUUCGUGUAAUAACUUACAAAUCGUCUUUUGUUUUUCUGUACAAAAGUGAUCAUUUGUUCUUGUGCGUUUUGAUUCUGUCGACUACUCAUCAACCGCUUCUCAUGCAAAAUGUCAUAAUGUAUGAAACACAAAAAAGUUAUACCUCAUUUUUGAACAUACUGUGGUGUCCAUUCAUUCAUUGAAGGACAUGUUACCUGACAAAUGAACUAAGGCAGCAUUCUAUUGGAAUGUGAUUGGACAACAUCACAUGUGUCACAAUGGGAGAAAGAAAACUUAACACUGUGGAAUGUUUUGGAAAACAUUUGGCUAAGUUGAUGACAUGUACUGUCUUGCACGUAUAUAUAACCUUUCUCAUACAGCACAGUGGAACCCGCUUAAGUCGACAACUCAUCUACUGUAUGUCCACUGUUAAGAUGACAACAUCCAACAGAGAUAUUCAACUUAAUUGUUUUGGGGCCACAUUUCCAGAAAGCUAAGGACCGGGGGACUGGACUUCACCCUUGUCUUUGUGGGACCCAAAAGGGCCAUUUCUACAAUUAUCUUGACGUGUUGUAGUACGUUGACUUCAUUAUUGCCAAGCUGUGUGGACUGCGGUCUAAUUACACAACAUUAAAGAAGGUGCACGCUGGGAUAUCUGUUCAGCGCAAAGUAAGCUUCAAAAUAAAACCAUAGCACUAUUAACCCGCGGCAACAAAAAAAUGCACCCAUUUAAAUUUAACUUAGGUUGAUAGCCAUGUGCGUGAAGGAAAGCUGUAUUGUAAUUGUCGAUUAUAGACUAUUUACAGAGAUCUGGUUGACACCAACAUGGAGUCUUACAAGUAGUCAAGGCAAGAAUUGGUAAAAGCAUUAUUGCUUUACUUUAACUUGAAGGCGCAGCUGAAUAAAACGGUCAAUUCCUUUGGCAAAAUUCAGAUUGUUGUCCAGAUUACAAACCAGAUUCUUUACCAGAGCAUUAGGUAGAGAGUUAAAUCCAAACAAUGCUAAAACCAACACUAAAUCUAUGCCCAACAAUAGGUCUAAUCUAACCUAUCCACACUGUUAAAUAACCCAACCCUUGGCUAUAACCCCAAUCCUAAUAUUUAGCCUAAACCUAACCUGGGUUCAAACCGUAAUCCUACUUAUAAUACUAACACUAACAAUAUUAAAAAGACAAACAAACCCAGUUCUAACGGUGCAUUCAAAUUGUACUAGGGAGUCGAAAUUUCUGAGUUCCUAGUCGCAAAGUUAUACAGGAUUUUUGCAGUCAUUAAUCGUGACAGCAAAAGUCCUGUCAAGUACAAAUUGAACCAUUGAAAAGAUCCUAGAAAAUGUAUGCAAUAUAUGAAAACGGAAGAAUAAAAAUAUGCAAACUUUGUGUGUGACCAAGUCCCAAAUAAAUGUGUAAGUGUUUAGCCCGUUCGAGUGAUGUCGACAUAAACGGGUUCCAUGGUAGUCAUAUUUUAUUGUUAAUCUCAACACAAAACCCCUCCUACUUUGUUUCUGUUUUCAUUUUGGGCACACUCACAUUGAGGUUGUCUUAUGAAAUCACUCGCAUUUUCAAUUUUCUAUUGGAUCGAAUGACGACUUGCUACAUUUUACUGCGAGUAAUGACCAUGCAGCUGACAAGCGUCGAUAAAAGUAUAGGUCAUCACUCCAGAAGCCAGUGGUCACGUUAGCAAUUCAGACGUCUUGAAAGGGAUUGAUGUGCGAUCAUUUUAAUGUUAAAAAAAAAAAGAGGUCAAAGCUAUGAAUAUGUUUUUCUUUCAUGUUCACCUCGGCCCUGAGGAGAACUGCAAUGUUAGUUGCAUCACCACCAAUGCCAACUUAAGUGCCUUCUGUUUAAUCGCUAGGCCUUGAGCCAAAGACAGGCAACAGUGAUAGCCUUUAAAAAAAACUGUAACAGGCACUGACAAAUUGGGAAAUAAUAACAAAACAAGAAGUCCUGUCAAUCAACGGUCAUUCCUUAUGCCCACUUUUUAAACGUUCAUCCUAUUUUGUCACGUUUGUUCAUCAAAAUGAUUGUAACUUUCUUCAUCAAUUUUGCCCUUUAGCUGUAUGGACUGUUAACAUUCUGGGUUAUUUUCGAGUUAAAAUAAAUAAAAAAAACUGGAGGGGGUGGAAUGCUGGGAAUCCACGUGUCAGCAAAUCUUGCAAUUCUUUUUGUGGAUGAAAUAUGUACUGGGUUUGCUUGUGUAUUGCCAAAAGUGUUGAAAACGCUGUAUUUUCUUACCUGGAAAAAGUGUUACAGUAUGUAGGGGGGGUGGGGUGCUAAAAAUGGUACAAAUUCUGUUGAAUUAAGGGAAACUGUGGAAGAGACAUGAGAACAUUUGAAAUUGUGGCACUGUCAUGUGGAAACGAUCAACCAUUAAAACAUUCCCUCUGAAACUA
Messenger RNA from Nerophis ophidion (straightnose pipefish), 5696 nucleotides. RefSeq names its product vitamin K epoxide reductase complex, subunit 1-like 1 (gene vkorc1l1). The record is from RefSeq and is a predicted model, not a curated record. Bases 235 to 762 code for a protein of 175 amino acids. Gene Ontology annotation, molecular function: vitamin-K-epoxide reductase (warfarin-sensitive) activity. The transcript has 3 exons. Gene Ontology annotation, biological process: peptidyl-glutamic acid carboxylation; vitamin K metabolic process. Lineage: Eukaryota; Metazoa; Chordata; Actinopteri; Syngnathiformes; Syngnathidae.